AGAGGGCUGUCGGCGCAGUAGCAGCGAGCAGCAGCAUCCGCGCGCUCCGGCAAAGGGCAGCAGAGCUCCAAGGAGCGCGCGGCGCGGAAGCCAGAGCCGAGCGCAGACCGAUCCCUCGACCCACCUCCCGCCCCAGGCCACCCAGGAGAGCCCCAGCCAUGGCACACCAGCUCCUGUGCUGCGAGGUGGAGACCAUCCGCCGGGCGUACCCCGAUGCCAACCUCCUCAACGACCGGGUGCUCCGGGCCAUGCUCAAGGCAGAGGAGACCUGCGCGCCCUCUGUGUCCUACUUCAAGUGCGUGCAGAAGGAGAUCCUGCCGUCCAUGCGGAAGAUCGUGGCCACCUGGAUGCUGGAGGUCUGCGAGGAGCAGAAGUGCGAGGAAGAGGUCUUCCCGCUGGCGAUGAACUACCUGGACCGCUUUCUGUCGCUGGAGCCCGUGAAAAAGGGCCGCCUGCAGCUGCUGGGGGCCACCUGCAUGUUCGUGGCCUCGAAGAUGAAGGAGACCAUCCCCCUGACGGCGGAGAAGUUGUGCAUCUACACUGACAACUCCAUCCAGCCCGACGAGCUGCUGCAAAUGGAGCUGCUGCUAGUGAACAAGCUCAAGUGGAACCUGGCGGCCAUGACCCCCCACGAUUUCAUUGAACACUUCCUCUCCAAAAUGCCGGUGGCCGAGGUCAACAAGCAGAUCAUCCGCAAACACGCGCAGACAUUUGUCGCCCUCUGUGCCACAGACGUGAAGUUCAUUUCCAACCCGCCCUCCAUGGUGGCCGCCGGGAGCGUGGUGGCCGCAGCGCAAGGCCUGCACCUGGGAAGCUCCAACAGCUUCCUGUCCUAUCACCGCCUCACGCGAUUCCUCUCCAAAGUGAUCAAGUGUGACCCAGACUGCCUCCGGGCCUGCCAGGAGCAGAUCGAAGCCCUGCUGGAGUCCAGCCUGCGCCAGGCCCAGCAGAGCCUGGACCCCAAGGCCGUGGAGGAGGAGGAGGAGGAAGAGGAGGAGGUGGACCUGGCCUGCACACCCACCGACGUGCGCGAUGUGGACAUUUGAGGGGCUGGCGGAGGGAGGGCCGCCCCGGGGGCUCCCCUGCUGGAUGCGCCCCUCCCGGAUGGCCACGCCAGAAGGGAAAACUUCCUUCUUCUGUUGUUUUUUUCCUUCGCUCUUUCUCCUUUCUAUCUCUGACUUAAGCAAGAGAAAAAAAAAAGUACCCAAAACUGUCUUUAAAAAAAAUUUUCAGAAAAAAGUAGUAGUUGCAUAACCCCAAGCUCUAGUGGGGAGGAGGGUUGUGCUACAGAAAUAGAGGACUUCUGGCCCAUAAUCGACUAGUUUUGUAGGACUGUUUGUGUCUGCGUUGUAAGGGUAGGUUUUAACACAAGGAGUGAGUCUAUCGGGGGCUUAGAUUUGAUUGAUGUGUUUAAAGCAUAAAAAUGUUCUUAAAAAAUUCCACAAACCAUUUUUAAAGUAGAGGAGGGAUUUUAGAUAGAAAAAAAUGUAUUCUUGUGCUUUCCUGAGGAGCACGGCUUUAAGGCGGUUGUAGGCAUCCUGUAUCUCGCUUGCUCAUGCAUGUAGUCACUUUAUAAGUCAUUGGUGCGUGUUUAUUUCGUAGGUAGGCGUGUAACCUCUUCACCUUGUCCACGGCUGAUGUAACCUGUCGGGUAGAAUAGUGUAGUUGAGCAUCACCGAGUGCUAAUCCUCUUUCUUCCCGUGGACCGGCCACCUGAGCAGGUGUCGGGCACCGGCCAGCGCGUACGCUCUUAAAAGAGAAGCCGAAAUAGCAGCGUCACAGAUUCUAUUUUUUUAAUCCUCGUAUUUUUGUAGUUAACUGUUGAGGAGACGCUGUCGGCCACCAGGCCUGCAGCCUGCUCAGAUCCAGGUGAAACCCACAGCUCGCUUCUUUGUCUCCUUCUCAAUGUUCUAAACCCAUUCCAUUUCAAAGCACUUUGGGUCCGGCAGUUCUAGGGAAGGUCUCUUGUUCAUGGGUGGAGAAGGGGGGUGGUUCCCAGUGGAAUGGUUGGGAUAGCCACGCGCGCGCGUGCGCAGACAGGAUCGCAAGGCCCGUGCAAGUCGCCACGGUGUUCGCAAGGGGGUGUGGUGGAAGGCGAGGUUCCAGUCAAGGAGAAAGUGUGCGUUCUCCCGUUGCCAGGAUAUAUGACGUUCCUUUUCCCGUAGAGAGGUUCGAGUUUAGGAAUCCUUUGGUGCCAACUGGCGUUCGAAAGUAGGAGCCUUAAAGGUUUACCUAAAGGACGUGUAGUUUAAGGGUUAGGAAGGUUUUUUAAACACUAAAAAUAUGUAAUUUAUAGUUAAGGCUAAAAGGAAUAUUUAUUGCAGAGGAUGUUCGUAAGGCCAGUAUGAUUUCUCGAGUAAUGCACUCUCCCCUUGACUCAAACGCACAGCCUGCUGCCUUUCAGGGGCGGGCUUGAUACCGCUUAGAAAAGUUAGGUCCUUUUACAGGAGAAGGGGGAAAUUCCCCAGGAAAAAAAAAACAAAAACGUUGAUCCGGCCUGUUGGGUGUUCCCCAGCUUGAGCCAAUCUGAGAGGCAUCAGGUACAGGAGAGUUAGGGUCCCCGAAUCGAGCUGUUUCAGCGUAGUCUCGCGCCCACCCCUCCUUUAAAGAAACGUUAGCAACCAGUAGACAAUGCACAUCUUGGCUAUGGACCUUUGAGUAAUUACUAAGUGGUGAGUGUUGAGGGAGGAGGCGAGAGCGCCCAGCCUGCUGCUGGGAGAGGAUGUGAGGGAGGAAGUGCGGGAGGGGAGGCCGGCGGGACCACGGAGGGACAGGCUGCGCACCCCGUUUCUUAUUCGCUGCUAUCGAUGACUUCCCAGCGUGUUCGGAAACAGACUCACCACGCCUCUUCGUAUCUCUCACAUUGUUUUGCUGCUAUCGGAGGAUCAGUUUUUCUGUUUUACGAUGUCAUAUACUGCCAUGUUCGAGUUUUAAUUUUCUCAUAGAAAAAUGUAUUACGGAUGCCUUUUUUUUUUGUAGUUUUUCUUUUUUUUUUUUUUAUGUGAUCAAUUUUGAUGUAAUGUGAUUACUGCUCUAUUCCAAAAAGGUUCCCGUUCCACGAUACCUCAUGCUUCACUUAGCCAUGUGUAGACCAGCGGCCAGGACCCCGUCUGGCCCGCGGCCUCCUGCUUCGGCAAACAGACACUCGGACGAGAUCCCCGACGGGCCUGGUGGGGACGGGCGCCGGGUGGCGUGCGGGCGGCCACCCGGCGUCUGAGGACCAGCCAGUGUCGGUGUCCACGUCCUUCCCUGCGCCCGUCGUGCUGGACUCUCCAUCUGCCCUAGCAUUGACCAUCCUAGUAGCUUUUAUGGCUGUGUUGUUUGCAUAUAGCUAUGAAACUUGCAUUAUUAUUAUUAUUGUAACAAGUAUGUCUUGUGUGCCGCGGCGGUGCUGUGCCCUGGACGGGUCCCGGCCUCCGAGUCGCUGUUUCCGGGCUGUGGAAGCUGUCGUGUCCCCGUGCUCUCGGUUAAGUUCAGGGCCGCGCGAUGCUAACUAAAGAGGCUGCAGAUCUCGCCGAAGCCAGCCCGUGGUGCUGUGUGCCCGCGUUGCCUAGCAUGCUGCCGAACCAAAAGAAUUUGCACCCUAGGUGGCCCUGCCCAAAGGGAUGGCCGGGAGCUACGAGGCCCCGCUCCGCAGGAUCCCCGCUUCCGCUUACCUCAACUCUUCUGGCUGCAGCCUCUGUUUCUGAACCAAACCGGGUCCUUGAGGACGGCCCGUCCUAGGUCUGUCCUGGUGGCAGGUCGGGAGCACCGCGGAGUCUGUCCUGUGGCCGUCGAGUCUGUGAGGGUCUGGCGGGUGGGCACUUGGUCUGUGUGUGGUUUUUGGUUGCGCGUGGCGGCGUUUCCCAGCAUGGACAUGUAACCAGCACGUUUCCAGCGGAAAACAAGACAAACAUGAAAAGUCUAGAAAUAAAGUUAGUAAAA
Eptesicus fuscus (big brown bat) is the source of this 3924-nucleotide messenger RNA. It is a transcript of the gene CCND1, whose product is annotated as cyclin D1. NCBI's taxonomy places the organism in Eukaryota, Metazoa, Chordata, Mammalia, Chiroptera, Vespertilionidae. Gene Ontology annotation, molecular function: cyclin-dependent protein serine/threonine kinase regulator activity. The record is from RefSeq and is a predicted model, not a curated record. The transcript is spliced from 5 exons. Gene Ontology annotation, cellular component: cytoplasm; nucleus; cyclin-dependent protein kinase holoenzyme complex. Bases 159 to 1046 code for a protein of 295 amino acids. Gene Ontology annotation, biological process: positive regulation of G1/S transition of mitotic cell cycle; regulation of cyclin-dependent protein serine/threonine kinase activity; mitotic cell cycle phase transition.